AUGUCUUUGGCGCCGAGCACUCGAUUCAUUUUUUUCAUAGUUGCAAUUUUCAUUUUAUUGGAGCAAUGUUAUUGCUCUGAGAUUGUGAAUAAAAGCCAGGACGCUCUGCUGGCUGAGGCUCAAAUAAAAAUCCUUCUGCUGACUCUCUUGGGUCUUGGCCUUCUGAUUCUUUUGGGUUGUUUGGGUGAGUUUUAAUGAUUGCCAUUCCGAUAAUCAACUCACUGAGCGGAGAUUUCCGAUUUCCUUCGCUCAGGAUGUAUUUGCUGUUUCUUCCGGAUUCCGCAGGCUACGCCAUCGACUUCCGAUGGCCUCGAUGUCUAUGCCCCGCGAACCCAGAGCAUUGUGUGGCCCACUUUGCCCCAGGAGACGGCCCACAUCCUGGAACUGACCUUCAUCCACACCGCCAAGGUCGGCUGCCUCUGCCACAACUGUCGCUUCGCCAGUAACUCGCUCUGCGUCGAAAACUCUGCCAGGUGGAUCUUGCUGAUGGUCACCUCGAUUUCCCAUUUUCACCUGGCCAAAGCCAAUGAAAAUUUUACGGACUUCGACUGGCUAAAUGAGACGCAGCUGCUCCAGAUGUUUGAGUACGAUAACGAGAACGAAAACGAAAAUAACACUACUGGGAAUUACACGGAAUCCGAUGUGGAAACGCCAGAGGAACUGGAAAACUUAAGCGGUGGUCAAACGGUUGCAAAUAGGAUCAUCAAUGCUACAAUUGAAUUUCCAUUUGAAGAGCUGAGGAAACAUCGGCACUAUGCUCGUUUUGUCUUCAUGGUUUUGAUUUUACACAUUGCCGUUGUGGGAGUUGGCAUAACUGUCUACUGCUGUGUGUUCUACAACGUCAGGACCUGGAAAAAGCGGACGAGGAUGGAGGCGCAACGACGUCUGCAACUGACGAGCCUGCAGUCGCAGCACAUUCCCAAUUCCCGGGAUUGCCCGUGCCACGGAUGCGUAUUGGCCAGGGAAAUGCUGCAGAGUUUAAUCAUGCAGCAAUUGCAGGAAUUGGCCGAGUGCUGACCCAGAAUGCCCUUUUUGGGAAAGAACUUAUUUGUCAAAAAAUAAGAACGCAAAUCCCAUGCAUGAAUUUGGCAUGUGAAUGCAACCUUCGAAUGACAUUGAUGCUGAUACAAGUGAGCAGAUAUCUGUAAUAUGUUUGCA
This is a messenger RNA of Drosophila rhopaloa, 1158 nucleotides long. RefSeq lists its product as uncharacterized. The record is from RefSeq and is a predicted model, not a curated record. NCBI's taxonomy places the organism in Eukaryota, Metazoa, Arthropoda, Insecta, Diptera, Drosophilidae. The transcript has 4 exons.